GAAUAUUUCCAUUGAACUAGAGCUUUAUUUGCUAAAAAUAUACCGGGUGGAAGGCCGAUUGGUUCGACGACUUGCAAUAAAUGUUAUUUCUAAAAAAUAUAUUGUUUACAACUUCAUAUCUCUUAAUUGCUCCGAAAUUGACCUCUCAUAUUAUCGCCGGUGUUGGAGCAAAUAAAUCCUGUUCAAAAAUUCCAACAAUAACAAGUCUAUCAACAACGGCAGAAUCACCGGCAUCAUCAUCUACUACUGCUGCAGACGGCGACACAACAAAAAUGGAUGUAGAAUUCAAAUAUGAAUCUGGAAAAAGUUCGGUAGCAUUUGUAACAACACCCGACGAUAAAAUCGCAAAGAAAUUAGCUCACGGUCUGGUGGAACGAAAAUUGGCAGCAUGUGUUAACAUUAUACCAAAUAUUCAGUCCGUCUAUAUGUGGGAGGGAAAAGUAAAUGAGGACAACGAAUACUUGAUGAUGAUCAAAACACAAACAACACAUGUUGAAGAGCUGACCAAAUGGAUACGAGACAAUCAUCCCUACAGUGUGGCCGAGGUUAUAACACUGCCCAUAGAAAAGGGAAAUUUACCAUACAUGAAAUGGUUGGCGGAAUCUGUACCGGAAAAGAAGUAAAUCAUUAUAAAGUAAAAUGAAUUCAUUCUUAAUAAAAUACAAUUGGAAAAUUUUUAAAAGAGUAUUUUGAAAAUAUGAAAAGAUUCUAAGUUGGAAAUAUUCAAUUUAUAUUCAUAUUUCAAAGGAAUAACAAAAAUAUUGUACCUUGAGCUCAAAACAGGAAAUUUUGUUUAACCAAUAAACAAAAGAACAUAUUCGGGUUAACUGAAACAA
Molecule: messenger RNA, 836 nt
Organism: Musca domestica (house fly)
Lineage: Eukaryota; Metazoa; Arthropoda; Insecta; Diptera; Muscidae
Product: protein CutA homolog
Exons: 1
Coding region: 81-623 (180 amino acids)
Biological process (GO): response to metal ion
Molecular function (GO): copper ion binding
Source: RefSeq, a predicted model, not a curated record